UGUUUUGCAGCGUAUGUCUAAGUUGGUAUUUUUGCUAUCCAGAAUGUCUUAUUGUUGAUAUAAAUGCGAUAUUUAUUAAUGCGAGCAAAGACCACUCGCAUUUUUCGCAUUUAAUUCACCCUCACAGCCCUCUGUACUAAAACAGACACUUCUCUGUACAAACACAGACUCACAUCCCUGUACAAACACAGACUCACCUCCCUGCACUAACAUGACACAGCCCCCUGCACUAACAGACGUCUCCCUGUGCUAAAACAGACACCUCCCUGUACAAACACACCCACCUCCCUGUACAAACACACGCACCUCCCUGCACUAACAUGACACCCCCCCCCCACCUGCACUAACACAGACACUUCCCUGUACUAAAACAGACACCUCCCUGCACUAAAACAGACACUUCCCUGUACUAAAACAGACACUUCCCUGUACAAACACACUCACCUCCCUGCACUAACAUGACACAGCCCCCUGCACUAACACAGACACCUCCCUGUACUAAAACAGACACUUCCCUGUACAAACACAGACUCACCUCCCUGCACUAACACGACACAGCCCCCUGCACUAUCACAGACACCUCCCUGUACUUAAACAGACACCUCCGUGUGCAAACACACUCACCUCCAUGCACUAACAUGACACAGCCCCUGCACUUACACAGACACCUCCCUGUGAUAAAACAGACACCUCCCUGUACAAACACACGCACCUCCCUGCACUAACAUGACACCUCCCCCCCCUCCUGAACACAGAAUCACCUCCCUGCACUAACAUGACACAGCCCCCUGCACUAACACUGACACGUCCCUGUACUAAAACAGACACCGCCCUGUACAAACACACGCAACUCCCUGCACUAACAUGACCCCCCUCCCCUGCACUAACACAGACACCUCCCUGUACCAAAACAGACACUUCCCUGUACAAACACAGACUCACCUCCCUGCACUAACACGACACGGCCCCCUGCACUAACAUGACACAGCCCCCUGCACUAACACAGACACCUCCCUGUGCUAAAACAGACACCUCCCUGUACAAACACAGACAAAGCCCACUGUACUAACAAGACACAGCCCCUGCAUUAACACGACACAGCCCCCUGCACUAACACAACACAGCCCCCUGUACUAACACAGACACCUCCCUGUACUAAAACAGACACCUCCUUGUACAAACACACGCAACUCCCUGCACUAACAUGAACCCCCUCCCCUGCACUAACACAGACACCUCCCUGUACUAAAACAGACACUUCCCUGUACAAACACACUCACCUCCCUGUACUAAAACAGACACUUCCCUGUACAAACACACUCACCUCCCUGCACUAACACGACACGGCUCCCUGCACUAACAUGACACAGCCCCCUGCACUAACACAGACACCUCCCUGUGCUAAAACAGACACCUCCCUGUACUAACACGACACAGCCCCCUGUACAAACACAGACAACUCCCUGUUCUAAAACAGACACCUCCCUGUACAAACACACUCACCUCCCUGCACUAACAGACCACAGCCCCCUGCACUAACACAGACACCUCCCUGUACUAACACGACACAGCCCCCUGGACUAACACAGACACCUCCCUGUAUUAAAACAGACACCUCCCUGUACAAACAGACUCACCUCCAUGCACUAACACAACACAACCCCCUGUACAAACACAACACAGCCCCCUGUACUAACAAGACACAGCCUCUGCAUUAACACGACACGGCCCCCUGCACUAACACAACACAGCCCCCUGCACUAACACACUCACCUCCCUGUACUAACACAGACACAGCCCCCUGUACUAACAAGACACAGCCCCUGCAUUAACACGACACGGCCCCCUGCACUAACACAACACAGCCCCCUGCACUAACACAGACUCACCUCCCUGUACUAACACAGACUCAUCUCCCUGUACUAACACAGACACAGCCCCUUGCACUAACACAGAUUAACCUCCCUGUACUAACACAGGCACACAUCCCUGUACUAACACAGACACAGCCCCCUGCACUAACACAGAAACCUCCCUGUGCUAAAACAGACACUUCCCUGUACAAACACACUCACCUCCCUGCACUAACAUGACACAGCCCCCUGCACUAACACAGACACCUCCCUGUGCUAAAACAGACACCUCCCUGUACAAACAGACUCACCUCCAUGCACUAACACAACACAACCCCCUGUACAAACACAACACAGCCCCCUGUACUAACAAGACACAGCCCCUGCAUUAACACGACACGGCCCCCUGCACUAACACAACACAGCCCCCUGCACUAACACAGACUCACCUCCCUGUACUAACACAGACUCAUCUCCCUGUACUAACACAGACUCAUCUCCCUGUACUAACACAGACACAGCCCCUUGCACUAACACAGAUUAACCUCCCUGUACUAACACAGGCACACAUCCCUGCACUAACACAGACACAGCCCCCUGCACUAACACAGACACAGCCGCCUGCACUAACACAGACACCUCCCUGUGCUAAAACAGACACUUCCCUGUCAAAGCCCACUGUACUAACAAGACACAGCCCCUGCAUUAACACGACACAGCCCCCUGCACUAACACAGACACCUCCCUGUACAAACAGACUCAUCUCCCUGUACUAACACAGACACAGCCCCUUGCACUAACACAGAUUAACCUCCCUGUACUAACACAGAUUAACCCCCCUGCACUAACACAGACACAGCCCCCUGCACUAACACAGACACAGCCCCCUGCACUAACACAGACACAGCCCCCUGCACUAACAGACACUUCCCUUGUACAAACACAGACAGCCCCUGCAUUAACAUGACACAGCCCACCGGCACUUACCCAACACAGCCCCCUGCACUAACACAAACACAUCCCUGUACCAACACAGACACCUCCCUGUACCAACACAGACACAUCCCUGUAUUAAAACAGACACAGCCCCCUGUACAAACACAGACACACCUCCCUGUACCAACACAGACACAGCCUCCUGUACCAACACAGACAUAUCCCUGUACCAACACAGACACAGCCCCCUGUACCAACACAGACACAGCCUCCUGUACCAACACAGACACAGCCUCCUGUACCAACACAGACAUAUCCCUGUACCAACACAGACACAGCCCCCUGUACUUACACAGACACAGCCUCCUGUACCAACACAGACACAGCCUCCUGUACCAACACAGACAUAUCCCUGUACCAACACAGACACAGCCCCCUGUACUUACACAGACACAGCCUCCUGUACCAACACAGACAUAUCCCUGUACCAACACAGACACAGCCUCCUGUACCAACACAGACAUAUCCCUGUACCAACACAGACACAGCCUCCUGUACCAACACAGACACAGCCUCCUGUACCAACACAGACACAGCCUCCUGUACCAACACAGACACAGCCUCCUGUACCAACACAGACAUAUCCCUGUACCAACACAGACACAGCCUCCUGUACCAACACAGACACAGCCCCCUGCACUAACAGACACAGCCUCCUGUAACAACACAGACACAGCCUCCUGUACAAACACAGACACAGCCUCCUGUAUCAACACAGACACAGCCUCCUGUACCAACACAGACACAUCCCUGUACCGACACAGCCCCCUGUACUAACAGACACCUCCCUGUACUAACACAGACACAGCCCCUUGUACUAACACAGACACCUCCCUGUACUAACACAGACACAGCCGCCUGCACUAACACAGACACCUCCCUGCACUAACACAGACACAGCCUCCUGCACUAACACGGACACAGCCCCCUGCACUAACACAGACUCACACCCCUGUACCAACACACAGACAGCUUCCUGUACCAACACAGACACAUCCCUGUACUAACACAGACACAGCCCCCUGUACUAACACAGACACCUCCCUGUACUAACACAUACACCUCCCUGUACUAACAUAGACACCUCCCUGUACUAACAGACACAGCCCCAGCCCCCUGUACUAACACAGACACCUCCCUGUACUAACACAGACACACCUCCCUGUACUAACACAGACACCUCCCUGUACUAACACAGACACAGCCCCCUGUACUAACACAGACACAGCCCCCUGUACUAACACAGACACAGCCCCC
Molecule: messenger RNA, 4106 nt
Organism: Haliotis rufescens (red abalone)
Lineage: Eukaryota; Metazoa; Mollusca; Gastropoda; Lepetellida; Haliotidae
Product: spore coat protein SP85-like
Exons: 2
Coding region: 2817-3626 (269 amino acids)
Source: RefSeq, a predicted model, not a curated record